CAUAUUCGUAUCACCACAAACAACCGGAGUUAUUAACAAUACGGUGGUGAACUCCUUGAUAGUCACCUCCGGUGUUGACAUUUGGAAGCGAAUGCCUGUGGUGCUGUUGUGUUAGCGCCCCCUGCUGCCGCCUCUGCUAUGGGCCAGCAGAUCUCAGGUCAGGCGGCGCGUCUCCCUGAGAAGCUCCUCAAACACGUCGGCCUGGUGCGGGACAGCAGCUACCUCACCUACGAGGAGUUUUUAGCUCGGGUGGCUGAGCUCAAUGACUUGACUGCUAAACUAGCUGCAGGGCAACACAAGCACCUGCUAUUUGAGGUCCUGCCAGGUUCGGAUGCCAGCGCCUUGUGGAAGGUGGCUGUCAGGAUCGUUUGCACCAAGAUCAACAAGGACAAUGGGACGGUGGAGGCGUCACGCAUCAUGAACCUGUACCAGUUCAUCCAGCUUUACCGCGACAUGACCAGCCAGGCCGCCGACGUGCUAGCCGCAGAGGGCGGCGCCGCCGCCACGGCCCCCGAGACCGCUUACGUGCCGCCUCUUGCCCCUGAUGCCUGUCAGGCCAGCAUGUGGAUGGGCAGAGUGAAGGAGCUGACGGACGACGAGGAGUGCUGCAUCUGUAUGGACGGGAAGGCCGACCUCAUCCUGCCGUGCACUCACAGCUUCUGCCAGAAGUGCAUCGACAAAUGGAGCCGCAACUGCCCCAUGUGCCGCCUGCAAGUGACUACUGCCAACGACUCGUGGGUGAUGUCCGACUUCCCCACGGAGAACGACAUGGCUGGAUACAUCCUCAACCUGGCCGACGAGGCGGGACACCCGCAUCGACCUUGAUGCAACAAGUAAACAAAACAAAACAAAGCACAUGUCACAUUCACUGGACAUUCUGUCAUGGUUGCAAGUAGAUGUGGUGCAUUGUGGGAAAGCUGUUCAUCUUUGCCAAGGUCAUGUGACAGCAGAACCUUCAAACUGGAUCACGACCUGUGGAGAAAUUAAUACAACCAAUAUUGCAGGACUCUUGUUAAUACUUGUGUAAAUUGUUGUAUUAUUUGUAAAUAGUUUAAUGAUAACUAACCAGUUAUUUAAACACAAAAUGCACAAUUAUUAUAUAUUUUAAGGAACUAAAUGAAUACAAAAGUGAAUAAAUAGAUUUUAAGUAACCAAUCUUCGCCUAAAACAGCUGAAUAAAUGCAAGAAAUAUUGCAGGACUUGAUAAUGUGACUAUUUGGUCAUCCAACUGUGGACUCCCCUGCUUUCGAUGCUCGCUGACCUGAAAAGUCUUACGUCAUUUGGUUUUUGGGGGAUACAUUUUUCUGAAAAGUUCUGGUUAAAUUCCAAGUUUCUCUCGACUCGGAGCGUGUUCCACUUUGGAGGUUCGACUGUGUUUACCAAGCAACAUAACUCUUAAUUAUAAUGUUAUUACAACAUUCUGACAUCAAAGGCAUUCAUUGAGCUGACCUUAUUAGUGGAAAUACUUUUGCACAUCAUGGGUGUCAAACUCAUUUUUGUCGCGGCCACAUUAUUGUUACGGGUUCUCCUCAGUGGGCCGUAAUGAGACUGUGAACCCACAUAAAUGUCUGAUUGCCGCAUAUUAUUACAUAUAUACAAAAACUGUAUGGAAAUCAGGAGUCAGUAAAAAAAAAAAUUUGCUCAACUGUUAUUCAGUUCAUUUUAAAAGCACGAUUGGUAACAAAAAAUGCUAUCAUUGUCUCAGUGUUAUUAAAAAUGAAGACAAUUUUCAAUUUUGGUAUUUUAGAUAGAUUUCAAAGUAUACGGCACCAGAGGAAACAGGAAAUUCACGUGAAGGGAACACAUUCUUUUCACGAACAUGCUUUCAGUUAUUAUAACAUAAACCGGCAUGUUUCUAUGUAAUAUUCCUGAUGAGCUUUUGUUUUUAUGAAUAAAUAAUGACCUUCAAUAUGAAGGGCCAAGAACACUACGGCUUCAUUUCUUAUUUUGUCUAAUUUUCACAUUUAAUGUACCAAUGAAGUACUGUACUUUUUUCCAGACUUUGCUGAGCCUUAAUCAAUUGAAAAAUGUCUAUUUAAGUCAUUUAUCCUAAAAAAAAAUAAAAAUAAAAAAUGAAUUGUUGUAGUCAGUGGAUAGAUACAUAUUAGAUGCAUUAACAGGCUGUGUUUUCUAUGGAUUUAUUGGUUUAUAAUCAUAUAAAUAAAUACAAAAAAUAUAUUGUUUUAUUUGACCUAAUUUUAUGCUGACUUUGCUGUACUCAAUGUUUGCACUACAAAAGAUUAUAUAUACACACACUACACAGUUAUCAUUUAAUCGCAUAGAUUAUUAGAAUAUUUUUCUCACUUUACAAUAGUACUGUAUGUCAUAGAAUUCUGUAAGUGUCCCGCCAUUGGAGGGUAGUGUUCGCUGCUUUUUUUCUUUUUUUUCUUUUUUUUUUUUUUUUUUACACUCAUAUAUAUCUUUUAAUUCUGCCCGUGUAAUGCAUUGUUUGGCCAUCUCUUUUUCUCACUCUGUAUUCAGUCAUUCGUGAAGAAGAUGUAGUGUAACACGUGUGAUAUUAUAUUUCAUGAUAUGAUAUGUUGUUCUUUUCUUAGGUUCCCCAAACCUGGUUUAAUUUGUUUUAAUAUAGCUGGAUUGAGGUGUGACAAUACAUUGCAUUACUUUUA
This is a messenger RNA of Phycodurus eques (leafy seadragon), 2627 nucleotides long. It is a transcript of the gene rnf141, whose product is annotated as ring finger protein 141. Gene Ontology annotation, molecular function: ubiquitin-protein transferase activity. The transcript is spliced from 6 exons. Gene Ontology annotation, biological process: protein autoubiquitination. NCBI's taxonomy places the organism in Eukaryota, Metazoa, Chordata, Actinopteri, Syngnathiformes, Syngnathidae. Bases 139 to 825 code for a protein of 228 amino acids. The record is from RefSeq and is a predicted model, not a curated record.